This is a messenger RNA of Acytostelium subglobosum LB1, 285 nucleotides long. RefSeq lists its product as hypothetical. Gene Ontology annotation, biological process: protein histidyl modification to diphthamide. NCBI's taxonomy places the organism in Eukaryota, Evosea, Eumycetozoa, Acytosteliales, Acytosteliaceae. The transcript is spliced from 2 exons. Gene Ontology annotation, molecular function: metal ion binding. Bases 1 to 285 code for a protein of 94 amino acids. The record is from RefSeq and is a predicted model, not a curated record.
AUGUCGACGACAGAGGAAACUGAUCAGACCAAGGACUCCACUUCGUCCUCAUUCUACGAUGAGAUCGAGAUUGAGGAUAUGGAGUUUGACGAAGAUGAAAGAGUAUUCUAUUAUCCUUGUCCAUGUGGAGACAGAUUCCGUAUAACAGAGGAGGAGAUAUUGGCAGGAGAAGAGGUGGCAAAGUGUCCAAGUUGUUCAUUGUUACUUCAUGUCAUCUACUCACCUGAUGACUUUGUUGUCGAAGAGGAGGAGUCUGUAGCAGACAAUUCAAUCACUGUUGCUUAA